UUUUGCAACUUCCAAGAAUAGUGGGAUUUGUAAGAGAAGCAGAGAGACAUGGCUAGGAAAUCAUUUACGUUGUGAGAGAGGGCUGUAGAGCAGAGGGGGCCAGUGGCUAAUGGUGAGGCAAAAAUUACCCAGAAAAAAGAAAAUUUAAAUAAAAAAGGGAAGUUUUUUGCCAUCCUCUCCAUGUCUCCAACUGCUGGCCCAUCUGAGAAAUCCUGAUUUUCUCUCACCCAUUUUAGGGCAAUUUUGUUUUUGUUUGCAGAAAAUUUUUAGGGGAAAACUAAAGAAAUAAUAAUUUAUAGGGCAAAAAUUAGGUGAGCAAUUUUUCUCGAUGGGUGGGCAAAAGUUCCCAGAUUUUGCUCCACCCUCUAAAUGCACUGAUCGUCCCUCGGCGAAGAAAAGGCUCUAUCAAGUUUGGAGGGGUCGAAAUAAAUUUUUAUGUGGCGGGAGAUUGGUCUUUGGUCCUGAUGCAGGAUCAGUCGUUUUGUCGACGGUCCUCAUAGGUGGUCCUGCAUUAACAUUCUGUAUAAAGAUGCUUAUGAGGAUCUCAGAGGUCGAUUUCUUGUACGGGCGCAUUGUAUUGACUGGGGGAUUUUUCCUCACAUUUUUGGUGGGCAAACCUCUAUAUAUGUUGCAUUUAUCAGGAAUAAUUUUGAAUGAGUUUUCUCACUUGUCAUUGCAUUGUUUGCAGGCUUUGACAUUUCUCUACAUGACAGCUGCAAGAAAUCCUGGUAUAGUUCCUAGGAACAACCGGCCACCGGUUGAUUGUGAGGUAGAGUCGGUUAGAUCCAUGGAUUGGGUCAGCUGUGGAACUCCUUCGUUCAAGAUACCAAGGACGAAGGACGUUAUGGUGAAUGGCCACACAGUUAGAGUCAAGUUUUGUGAUACUUGCUUGUUGUAUCGCCCACCACGUGCAUCCCAUUGCUCUAUCUGCAACAACUGUGUCCAGAGGUUCGAUCACCACUGUCCGUGGGUGGGCCAGUGUAUUGGAGUUCGAAACUACAGGACCUUCUUCUUGUUUGUGACAACAUCAACAGCCUUGUGCAUAUACGUUUUCACGUUCUCUUUGUUGAACCUACUCAAGAAACCAGGUCCCCUGUGGCGAAACAUGUCAAACGAUGUUGUAUCAGUUACCCUAAUCGUUUACUGCUUCAUCUCCGUGUGGUUUGUUGGUGGGCUCAGCGUCUUCCAUUCCUAUCUCGUAUCAACCAACCAGACGACGUAUGAGAACUUCAGGUACCGUUAUGAUAGGAAGGAGAAUCCAUACAAUCGCGGGAUAGCCAAGAACAUCAAGGAGAUCUUCUUCUCUAAGCCAGUAGCUACUCCGAUAAACUUCCGGGAAUGGGUGGACGAAGCAGAUUUCUACAUAGAAUCCAUAUCUAGAAAGUUCAGCGCCGACUUUAUCAAGACACACGGGAAGCUAGACCUAGAACUCGGUGUUGUUGGCAAGGACGGCAAACCACUCCCGGGCAUUCUGCAGCAUCUGGAUUACAACGGAAUCGAGGAGAGCUUGAAGAAGGCCAAAGGAGGGAAGGUAAUUCUUGAUCCUUAUUUCCUUCCCUCCGAUCACGAAGACAGAUACACAACAGGGGAUAGUUUCACUGACGAUGAUCGGUCUGAGUUUAGCUCUCAGAGAACAUCUUCUGCAGUGUUUCGUAGAUAAGCAUGAAGGUUGAAUGGCUGAUCACAAUCACACAGCAAAACUUGCUUAAACCGCAUUGACAGAGAAGAAUAUGGAAAGAAAUGUGUAUAGUUACACCUCUUUUACUGUUUGUGGCUGCAUAGAUUUUUCAUUUUUCCUUGUUCUUUUAUGGCUCUCAUUUUUAGGGCUUUCCAUUGUGAUUUUCUUUUUUAAUUUUUUGGUUAGGAAAUAUUUUUGCAUUUUGUCACAGCAGGAAAGAGAUGUAUUCUGCGGUUUACAGUUUUACCAAUUUUGCUACAAAAAGUUCCACAGCAGACUUCGUAUUUUCCAUUGUUUUUAACUUAUUAGAGUAUUGCCGUGAUGGUGUUGUAAUGUAUUUGUGUAAAAUACAGAGAUUGGAACAUGAUACGAAGUUUAAAAUUGAACUGCAAAA
Molecule: messenger RNA, 2072 nt
Organism: Salvia miltiorrhiza (redroot sage)
Lineage: Eukaryota; Viridiplantae; Streptophyta; Magnoliopsida; Lamiales; Lamiaceae
Product: probable protein S-acyltransferase 1
Exons: 5
Coding region: 329-1660 (443 amino acids)
Biological process (GO): peptidyl-L-cysteine S-palmitoylation; protein targeting to membrane
Cellular component (GO): endoplasmic reticulum; Golgi apparatus
Molecular function (GO): protein-cysteine S-palmitoyltransferase activity
Source: RefSeq, a predicted model, not a curated record